Molecule: messenger RNA, 1126 nt
Organism: Cladocopium goreaui
Lineage: Eukaryota; Dinophyceae; Suessiales; Symbiodiniaceae
Source: the annotation of a GenBank genome assembly
AGGUUCCAGCAUGGAAGCUUGACGGGGCCGCCAUGGUGCCGCGAACGGAAGCAGUGCGCCCGAAGCGACGGCAUGGAGUGCUGGUGAUCGCAUGCUGCUUGCCUUCGCUGUGUUUCGUGCCCUCCCUUGGGAAAGGCCGCAGCGAACAACGUUUGUUUCUGCGCUCGCAGAUGGAACAAAGGCAAGUGGAGACGGAAGAAAUCUCCGAGUCAAACGUCUCCCAAACGGUCAGUCCAGAGCCCAGUAAGCCAUCGUCAGAGGAGGUGGGCAUUUGGACGUACAUCUUUGGAAAACCUGGGGAAUUUCGGAGAGACCUCAGUUUGGUUGGCACCUCGCCGGAGAGGAUCAUCAUCACCAAUUUCUUUGCAAUUCUCAUAGGCCUUGCCAGCAACCUUUGGGGGCAGACCGAAUUUCUCUUCCGCGUCUUCCCAACCAUUGGAGAAAAGGCUCGGGAGGUUCAUUUGGACUCCCUCUAUGCGGUGGAUGGGCUGAAAACUGCCUAUGAGGAGCAAUAUCAGGCACGAUAUCCGAGUACCUGGCUCCUAGAUCAAAGAGUAGCUCUGCUGAAAGCUCGGCAAAGCAGCCCCGAUGACCUUCUGGGUGUGUCAACGCGCCGGCGCGCGGCAGUAGAAGGCGUCGCCCCAGACAAUGCCUGGGGUCCUCCCGGUGGUGGUGAUCGGAACCUCAAGAAGCGGGAGAACCUGUCGGUGGUGAAACAAACCCUGCCGCCCAAGUCGCAGGCGAGCCGAGAGCCACAAGAGAUCAGCGAGAUCCUUGGUGAGCCACAAGCCUCCCUGGAGCGUUUGUUACGCGAAAGCAUCGCACCCGAGGGUUCAAAAAAAGAAGUGGAGGCCAUAUCUGCGGAGAAGAUUCAGAAGGGUGGAAACACCUAUUACGAAUAUCAAUGGAAGACCACUUUCCCAUCAGGUGUAGCGCUUCGAAGUUACAGCAGCUGCAGCUUGGGGCUUCCGGAUGCCAAUGGCAAUCGGAAUCUCUUCACUCUGACGCUGGUGAUACCUGAGGAGGACGCUGAAGCCCUGACAGGCACGGCCCAGUUGGCGCCUGCCAUCAUCCAGGGCUUCCAAGUGGGAGCCCCCUAGGCCGUGAUGGCCGCUUCGCUUUGAAA